AAGUUGAUGAUGAAAUUUCCUAAAGGCUUCUCAGAAAGCUUAGUACUGGAUUUGGACUUGGGCAUUUUCUGGUGCCAGAUUUGGCAGCCACUAUGGGAGGUCAUCCCCAUUUGGUGUAAGGGAGAAUGUGAUUCAAAACCACUGUGGGGCAAGAAGGCUUUUCUGAGUCUGAAAAUUUAGUCACAGAAUCAUAAACUCAGGGCUUCCAGGUAUCACAAACUACCAUAAACCUCUAACUCAUUAUGUUUAGAAAGUGAGGCCUAAGAAAUAUUAUGUGUUCAGGGCAUACAGAAAGUUGGUGGGGGAGGAUAGUAAUAGAAUGAUGUUCUAUGUAGUAUUCCUGAGACUGGUGUGGUAUCAUAUGAAAGUUCUGCAGUGUUUUCAAGGGUUUCCUAAGCCAGAGCGGUCAGAUCUUCAUGUUGUUUCCAGCACCUUGUGCCUGCUAUCUACAUCAGAUCUGAACAUCUAGUUAGCCUUGAAUGUCUAGUCCCAGGUGUUUUCAAUGCCCCCUGGACAGCUGGCUCUCAAUCAAGUUUAUGAGUUGCAACAAUAUUAGAUGAGUUCCAUUUUUGGGAGAAUCAAGUGGUUGAAUCUUUAGUUUUUAUGUGAUUGGGUGUCCCAAACCCUGUGACUGAGAUAAAGGAUUUUUUCUGCUGUAGAUGGCUUGAUAAAAGCUAUCCCCACUCCAUUCUCCUCUUGAUCCCAGAGCUCCUCAAAAGGUCAAAUAGAGCAUUCUUGGGAGUGCUGGGGUGUUCAUUGGUUUCCUACUGUCUCAUCCACCUCCUCCAAAAGAACUCUUGCCAUUCAUGAAAAAGAAUCCCUCUUAUCUUAUCACUGCCUUUCUCAGGCCUUCCUGCAGCCUCCUUAGUGAUUUCUCAGCAAGUCUGAGAGCCAGACUCUGGAAGGCCUUCGUGUUCAGAGUGUGAUCUGUAGACCAGCAGCAUUGCCACACCCGGGAACUUGCUGGAAGUAUAAACUCCUGGGCCCUUUCUAUGACCUCCUGAGUCAGAAUCUGCAUUUAACAUGGUCCACAGCAAUGUGGGUCCUCCUCCGUGUCCCGGGGCUCCUAGCUUCCCUGACCUUGCUCCACGCUGCAGUGUCUGUCACAUGUGCACAGUCCACCAGCCCUGCUGCCAUCUCUGAUACUGUGAGUCAGGUCAAGGCCCAAGUCAGCAAGGCCUUUCUGGAAUCUCGGACCAGGCUGAUGACUGCCAUGAGCUCUGAGGCGCCCAGCAUGCGACAGCUCUCAGAGUACCUCAAGCAUGCCAGGGGCCAGACGCGCACGGCCAUCCGCAACGGGCAGGUGUGGGAAGACUCCUUAAAGAGACUGAGGCAGAAAACGACCUUGACCAAUGUUACAGACCCGAACCUGGACUUGACUGCACUCUCUUGGGAGGUGGGCUGUGGUGCCCGGGUUCCUGUGGAGAGAUGCGACAACAGCUCUUACCGCACCAUUACAGGACACUGUAAUAACAGGAGGAACCCUGAGCUGGGCGCCGCCAACAGGGCGCUGGCGCGCUGGCUGCCCGCCGAGUACGAGGACGGGCUCUCCCUGCCCUUCGGGUGGACGCCGGGAAAGACGCGGAACGGCUUCCCGAUCCCGCUGGCCCGUGAGGUAUCCAACCAGAUUGCAAGCUAUCUGAGUGAGGAGGGUGUUCUGGACCCAAACACAUCCCUGCUGUUCAUGCAGUGGGGUCAAAUUGUGGACCACGACAUGGACUUUGCCCCUGACACUGAGCUGGGGAGCAGAGAGCACUCCAAAGAGCAAUGUCACAAGUACUGUAUCCAAGGAGGCAACUGCUUCCCCAUCACGUUCCCACCCAAGGACUCUAAGGUGAAGACUCAAGGGAAGUGCAUGACUUUCUUCCGAGCCGGGUUCAUCUGCCCCACUCCACCCUACCAGACCCUGACCCGAGAGCAGAUCAAUGCUCUGACCGCCUUCCUGGAUGCCAACUUCGUGUAUGGCCCCGAGCCCAGCCUGGCCAGCCGCCUCCGCAACCUCAGCAGUCCCCUGGGCCUCCUGGCAGUCAACCAGGAGGUCUGGGACCAUGGGCUUGCCUACAUGCCCUUUUACAACAAGAAGCCAAACCCCUGUGAGUUCAUCAACACCACUGCCCACGUGCCCUGCUUCUUGGCAGGAGAUGGCCGAGCCUCACAACACACCCUGCUGGCUGCUUCCCACACCCUCUUUCUCCGAGAGCACAACCGGCUGGCCAGGGAAUUGAAGAGACUCAACCCUCAGUGGGAUGGAGAGAAGCUCUACCAGGAAGCCCGGAAAAUCCUGGGAGCCUUCAUGCAGAUUAUCACCUUUAGGGACUACCUACCCAUUGUGCUAGGUGUGGAGAUGCAGAAGUGGAUCCCUCCAUACCAAGGCUACAACAACUCUGUGGAUCCCCGAAUUUCCAAUGUCUUCACCUUCGCCUUUCGCUUUGGCCACUUGGAGGUCCCCGCCAGUGUGUCCCGCCUGGAUGAGAACUAUCAGCCAUGGGAUCCAGAACCGGACCUCCCCCUGCACACCCUCUUCUUCAACACCUGGAGGAUAGUCAAAGAUGGUGGAAUUGACCCUCUGGUGCGGGGCCUGUUGGCCAAUAACUCCAAAUUGAUGAAGCAGAACAAAAUGAUGACAGGAGAGCUGCGCAACAAGCUUUUCCAGACUACUCAGACGAUCCACGGCUUUGACCUGGCUGCCAUUAACAUACAGCGCUGCCGGGACCAUGGGAUGCCUGGGUAUAACUCCUGGAGAGGCUUCUGCAACCUCUCGCAGCCCCAGACCCUGGCGGAGCUGGGCGCUGUGCUGAAGAACAAGAUCCUGGCUAAGAAGUUUCUGGAUCUCUACGGAACCCCUAGCAACAUUGACAUCUGGAUUGGGGCUGCUGCUGAGCCGCUGGUAGAAAGGGGCCGGGUGGGGUCUCUCCUGGCCUGCCUCAUAGGGAAGCAGUUCCAGCAAGUUCGAGACGGAGACAGGUUCUGGUGGGAGAACCCUGGGGUCUUCACUGAGAAGCAGCAGGACUCUCUAUGGAAAAUGUCCUUCUCACGCCUUGUCUGUGACAACACCCACAUCACCAAGGUCCCCCUGAACCCAUUCAAAACCAACAGCUACCCCCAAGACUUUGUGGACUGCUCAACCAUUGAGAAGCUGGACCUCUCCCCCUGGGCCUCAGUGGGGAAUUAGGGGCCUCCCACACUGUGCAGGAAAGCUCCCUUUGGUUGACCAUGCCAUUUCAAGCCAGUUCGGUGGUCAGCCCCUGAGGCAUCCACACCCUGUCCCAGCCCUGCUUUCUCACCAGGCCUUGCUCACUUGCCAGAUGCAUACCUCCCACAAGCCCAAGGCCAGAGCCUUGGCCGUUCCAUCUCUUCCACUCAAAAUCCACUGCUCCCAUCUCCUCUUCCUGGGGAAGUCCUCAUCUGCUGUGGUGUAGACCUGCUGGGGUGCCCUUCCAGUCUAGCUUGCCCGGGGUCACCUGCCCUCUCCCUGGAACCGGUCUUGGCUGAGGCUGUGGCCUUUGCAUCCUUAUUUCUCCUUAUUUCUUCUCAGCCAGGUUGCAAGUUCCUUAAACCAGGGACUUGACCUGCUUCUGAGGGUCUCCCGUGACACCACCCAGCAAGGUGCUGGCACACAGCAAGCACUCAAUAAACAUGCGAUGAUUGACUAA
Phyllostomus discolor (pale spear-nosed bat) is the source of this 3653-nucleotide messenger RNA. It is a transcript of the gene LPO, whose product is annotated as lactoperoxidase. The coding region runs from base 1037 to 3172 and encodes 711 amino acids. The record is from RefSeq and is a predicted model, not a curated record. Lineage: Eukaryota; Metazoa; Chordata; Mammalia; Chiroptera; Phyllostomidae. Gene Ontology annotation, biological process: response to oxidative stress. The transcript is spliced from 13 exons. Gene Ontology annotation, molecular function: heme binding; thiocyanate peroxidase activity.